CAUUCGAUGAUAAGGUGGAACAGCGGCUUCUUCUACAACCACCCAGCACUAGCAGAUUAUCAAUACUACUGGCGCGUUGAGCCUGACGUGCAUUUUUUCUGCGACAUCCCUUACGACCCGUUCGCCUUCCUCGCGGAGAACGAGUUGGUGUAUGGCUUCAACAUGGACAUCCUCGACGAUGCGCGUAGCUUUGCUGGCCUCUGGGUAGUGAUACGCGACUUUGUCGCCGCCAACCCUGACCUGAUUCACCCGGAUGCCGACCUGGAAUGGUUACUCGAUCCCGCGACAGGCCUGGAUUACAACAAUUGCCAGUUCUUUUCGAAUUUCGAGAUAGGGAGUCUGGACUUUUUCCGCGCGGAACCCAAUCGAAAGUUCUUUCAGUGGUUGGAUCGGUCAGGCGGGUUCUAUUACUCGAGGUUCGGCGAUGCGCCGGUACAUACGCUUAGUUUGGCGUUGUUCGCGCCGAAGGACGCCGUGUGGUUCUUCAGGGAUAUUGGGUAUCAGCAUGAUAUUGCCAGGCAUUGUCCGCCACCUGGCCAGGGGAGAAUGUGUUCGUGUGAGCCUACUGGGUUGGACGAGAAUUUUUACAAGCUAGUGCCGAUGGAGAGUCCGCAAUUGAAACCCAGGGAUACGUGUAUUAGGUUGUGGUUGGGUGGGGAGUGGUUGAGGAAGAAGGAAGGGUGGGAUCAGAAGGUUGAGCGAGCUUUUGGUGGUGACGGAUAUGGCGGAUAUGUGCUCGAUGGGAAGACUUGAUCGGGCUGUGCUCUGCGGUCUGACCGUGCGUGUGGAGAAGGCAAUGACAGCAUCAUCAACAGAGCGUAAAGAAAGCAAGGGCAUCAUUGUUCGAGACGGUCGCGAGAUUAGACGAGCAUAGAAAGAACGGUGGUGGCAUGCUUCUACGAGCACUUUCGGGGGAUAUCGACUCUUUGUUCGUAGCGCAACGAUGCGAUGUUAAGGCUUCUGAUGGAAUCCAGGACAUCUCUGAGGAUACCAUGAUCAAAUGCUCAAACUUCACCGGAAUCAAACAGUGAGCAUCUCAAUCGCGAAUGGUGGGACCAGCUCAAGCCUUCGCUGCACCAGCCUUGAUGAGAAGGAUAUCGCCAUCUUCCACGACAUAAUCCUUGCCCUUGGUCAUGACCUUGCCUGCUGAUUUCACGUCGUUUUCGUUUCCAUAUUCUUUCAGCA
Exophiala viscosa is the source of this 1185-nucleotide messenger RNA. Its product is annotated as glycolipid 2-alpha-mannosyltransferase-domain-containing protein. Gene Ontology annotation, biological process: protein O-linked glycosylation; cell wall mannoprotein biosynthetic process; protein N-linked glycosylation. The record is from RefSeq and is a predicted model, not a curated record. The coding region runs from base 7 to 753 and encodes 248 amino acids. NCBI's taxonomy places the organism in Eukaryota, Fungi, Ascomycota, Eurotiomycetes, Chaetothyriales, Herpotrichiellaceae. Gene Ontology annotation, molecular function: alpha-1,2-mannosyltransferase activity. The transcript is spliced from 2 exons. Gene Ontology annotation, cellular component: membrane; Golgi apparatus.